This is a messenger RNA of Calidris pugnax (ruff), 1116 nucleotides long. RefSeq lists its product as uncharacterized. Lineage: Eukaryota; Metazoa; Chordata; Aves; Charadriiformes; Scolopacidae. Bases 33 to 761 code for a protein of 242 amino acids. The record is from RefSeq and is a predicted model, not a curated record. The transcript has 3 exons.
CAGAGUCCGUUCAGCCCCAGGAAGGAGGGGACAUGGCCGGAGAGAGGACCACGCUUCUCUUCUAUGUGCUGGUGGCAGCAGCCGGGGGUCUGCAUCCCUGUGGUGGCACCGAGGUGCUGAGGGGGCUGGAGGGACGGUCCAUCUCCUUCCCAGCCCUGCUUUCCACCUCUGGGGACAUCGCGAGGGUCACAUGGAGGACCCAGGAGACCCACAUCGCCGAGGCCAAGCCCAAGCAGAAGGUGUUCACCGUCGACUACCUGCCCCGCUUCCGAGGGCGGCUCCUCAUCCACCCCACCAACCUCUCCCUGGAGAUGGGACCCCUGGAGCUGGAGGACAGCGGGUUUUACAACGUGGUGGUGGACACCUUUUCCGACCCCACCAACCCGAAAACCUUUUCCUACUUCUUGCUGGUUUAUGAUGGCUCAACCGGGACCGGUGACAGCAGAAGACACAACGGGAGCACGGUGGGACCCUGGGGGACAACCGAGCCCUGUGCUGGAGAUGCCACCACCCAGGGUGAAGGUGGGGGGCAGCCCCCAGGAGGCGGAGGGGGGACGGGGAGGUGCGGGGUGUGGGACCACUACUGCGUGGUGAAGGGGUGGCUGGUGGCCACCAUCUUCGGGCCACUGCUGAUUCUGGUGGUCGCCGUCCACGUCGUGACCAGGGACAAAGCCACGAAGCCAGGGGAAGCUCAGGGGGGCCCCAUGGGGUGCGAGCCCCCCGGCAUCACCGCUCCACGGGGACCAUCCCCAUGGUGGUGAGGAGCCUGGACUCGGGGUGGGGAGGGUGUCCCCUGCCUCAGUUUCCCCAGGGGGAAAUAAAGUCCCUCAGGGAUGCGACGUGAAACCCGGUUUCCUCAUCUCUUGCACAUGAAACUGCCCCAAAAAUGGGGCAACGACUCUUCCUCCCAAAGGCCACCACAGCCCAUGGAGGCGGGGGGAGACCAGCAGCCCCCCAGCACCUGGGCAGGACCAAAAGACACCCCUGCACCGAGCGUCGGGUCUCAGCACACCCCAUCCAGGGACACCUCCGUUACCGGGGGGCAUCAUCGGUUUCACACUUACGGCCCCGAAUCCGGUGCGAGAUAAUAAUUCAGCGUCUCAUAAAACCUUCUAU